GUCUUCGCGAGCUGGGUCCAAAGAAUCUGCGCAGGAUGGUGAGGACUUCGAGUUCGAAGCCAGCGAACUUGCUAGCAUAAUCCAUGUCUGUCGCGAUUUCCAUGGGCUGUCUACAGCACCAACGAGAGGAACUGGGCCAGAAGUUCUCGAUCGUGCUGCCUUCUGCCGGCUUUGCUGCGCCUUCGACGGCUUCCGUUCCUUGGGCCGGCCGCGGCUGCAACGCUCGGUGGCGCUCUUCGAUCGCCAAGCCACUCGAGUGACGGUGCAGAGAAGCAACGGCACCAGCAUUGACGUGAUGGGUGUGCGGUUGGCCAAGGACAGCAGAAAGGCGGUCGAGGCUGAUGCGCCCAUAGCUUUGCUCUUCAAGUCGCUGGUCCAGGACAUGCUCAACGACCAGGGCUGGGAGACCGGGGACAAAACGCGACGCGCCUCCACGAAGCGGAACGUGUGGAAUUGGUUCUUCGAGAUUCUACUCCCUACUGCACAAGAGUAUGUGCACACGCGGCAAGAGCAGCAGCAGGCUCGAAUUCGCCAGGCGGCACCGCCGGCUCCGCCUGCUCCGACAGAGCCGGAGCAGUCGGAGGAGGCCGAGCCACAGGCCUUAUCCGAGCAGCAGGAGUCUCCAGAACAGCCACAAGAGGCUGCAGAGAACGAGGCAGAGACAGAGCUCCUCAGCGAGGAAGGAGAAGAAUUCGAGGAUCCACAAGAAAAGCAAAGACUUCAGAACGAGCUUUACGCACACACCUUCGUGGUCCUCAAAGGUGAGAAUUUGCUAUGUCAGCUCAUGGAACCCGAGGUUCUGGUGCUCAUGCCAGAGUUGAAGGUCAUCUUCAAUCAACUCUUUGAGGCCUAUGCCGAUUUGCCCAUGCCCGAUGGAAGCGGCAGCAUGAGCUUGAAGGGACUGCUGCGCUGCUGCUGUGACUUUGACCUGUUCCCUGACCGGGUCGACUACAAGACGAUCCUCUGGAUCUACAACUCCGCAGAAGGUUGCAGGGAGAUGGCCGUUGGCCCUCCGCCGCCCAGCAGGGCGGAAAGCACCAGUCCCAAAAAGCUGAAAAAGGUGCGAAGCCGGACCUGGAGCGGAGCUGCAAGCGAUCGCAGCGGGAGCAAGGUGGGCACUUCCCGAAAGUCGCUGGCAAGUGGCAAGAGCAGGAAGUCCAAAAACAACGCGGGCAAAGGCAACACAGAGCACUGCAUCCUCUUCCACGGCAAGUGGAUCAAGGAGCACCUGGCCUGGAUGGCCAAAGGCCCAGAAGCCAUGAGUCUGGCAGAGCUGAGAGCCAUCGCCAUCCUCACAGCAGCUGGGAACUGGAUGGAAUGCAACUGCCUUACAGCAGCCGAGCUUUUGGCAUACUUCGAUGAUGACGGGAAUGGAGCCCUCAGCGCCGACGAGCUGAGUAUUGCCAUCCAGUUCAUGAGCUUUGAGAAUCCUCCCACGAAGGAGGACAUUGAGGACAUUUUCAGCAGGCUUUUGCCGCCACUGGCCGUGGAGCUGGACCUCGAGACCCUCGGCAUGGCGUUUCUGGCUGUCAGCAAGAAAGAGGAGGCCAACUCGGGAGCCGCGAAUGUGAUGGUGAAGGACCUAGCCAAGAUGUCCAAGGAGCAGUCGAAUGCAGCCAUCUUCUUCCGGGAGCUCAUGCAGUACAUGCAGAACCAUGGCCUCUCGCCACCGGAGCUUUUCCAGAAGCUGGACGAAGAGAAACAGGGCACGCUGACUGGCCGUGAGCUGACCCUUCAGUUCCGGCAGCUCAUCCUCAGGACUGGGAAGGGCAGUCCAGCGCUGGAGAUGGAGAAUGCUCUGCUCCUUCUUGACCCACAGGGCUUCCACAAGUUCGGCAAGGCGGACUUCUGCAAGCUGCUGACGCAGGUGCGCAGGGCCGAUCGUGUGAGACAGAUGUCCAAGAAUGCGCAUCCGCUUUUUCUAGCGACAUCCGAGACGGCGCCUGCUGGUACCACCCGGAGAGUUUUUGGACCUGUGGCGUUCAUGGAGUGCAUGUUGAAGAUCGGCCUGGAGCAUCUCAGCUACCACGGCAACGGUACUCAACAGGCUCUGCCGACAUCCUUAAAGCUCCUCUGGCUCGUCGCAUUUCUGACCUGGUCUUUCGAAGCUGCAAAGGUUCGCGCAGCAGCCCGGCCGGGAACCGAAUCCCGAGGGCCCUCCCGCGCUUCUGAGAGGGGAGACUCCCGGCUCUCCGGGACCACGAGCUCUCGCCCAACUUCUUGCACCUCAAGGGCAGCAUCGCGGCAGCGGACUCAAGAGACCCUCGAUGGGAGGCCUUACCCCAAGUUCCUCACGCCACUUCAGCGCCUUCUUGCGCGCCAUCCGCGCCUGUUCCUGGAUGCUCUCAAGGAGCCCCAAGAGUCGAAGGGUUGGCCCGACUGGGCAUCACCCGGCGACGGCGCAGAUGUGCUGCUGCAAUCAUGUACAGAUUGGGUGCAGAAGGAGCGCGAGCAGCAGGAGAGCUACGUGCCCUUUGACCAGAUUCUUCUCAAGCUGGCCGCUGGUGAGAAGAGUCCCACUGAUUGA
This is a messenger RNA of Symbiodinium sp. CCMP2592, 2527 nucleotides long. The record is from the annotation of a GenBank genome assembly. Lineage: Eukaryota; Dinophyceae; Suessiales; Symbiodiniaceae.